AUGAGCUACAGCAGCUACUAUGGAGGCCUGGGCUAUGGCCAAGGAGGUGUCAAUGGACUGGGCUAUGGCCAAGGAGGUGUCAAUGGACUGGGCUAUGGCCACGGAGGUGUCAAUGGACUAGGCUAUGGCCAAGGAGGUGUUAAUGGACUGGGCUAUGGCCACGGAGGUGUCAAUGGACUGGGCUAUGGCCAAGGAGGUGUCAAUGGGCUGGGCUAUGGCCAAGGAGGUAUCAAUGGACUGGGCUAUGCCCAAGGAGGUAUCAAUGGACUGGGCUAUGGCCACGGAGGUGUCAAUGGACUGGGCUAUGGCCACGGAGGUGUCAAUGGAGGGGGCUGUGGCUGUGGAGUUGCCAGUGGCUAUGUCUACAACCAUAGAGGCUUCAAUGGUCUGGGAGGUGGCAGCUUCCAUAGACUGGGCAAUGGCUCUGGCUUUGGCGGCUCUGGUUCUGGUUCUGGCUCUGGAAACUACAGAUAA
Molecule: messenger RNA, 474 nt
Organism: Arvicanthis niloticus (Nile rat)
Lineage: Eukaryota; Metazoa; Chordata; Mammalia; Rodentia; Muridae
Source: RefSeq, a predicted model, not a curated record